This is a messenger RNA of Hyalella azteca, 2556 nucleotides long. Its product is annotated as putative per-hexamer repeat protein 5. NCBI's taxonomy places the organism in Eukaryota, Metazoa, Arthropoda, Malacostraca, Amphipoda, Hyalellidae. The record is from RefSeq and is a predicted model, not a curated record. The transcript has 3 exons. Bases 229 to 2556 code for a protein of 775 amino acids.
UUACACGAAUAUUUUCUGCGAAUUGAUCCUAGUUUUCAACGAAAAGUCCAAUUUACUUUCGGUCGUGGUUGAGUAUUGACAGAAUAUUCAUCUGGAAUUUAUUGGAAUGACGUUAAUUUCUGUAAUUAACGUGUUUUUAAAUUACUAAUUAAAUUUUGCCCAUUUCGCCUUUAGGUUACCAACAUCUACCCAUUUCCAGAACUGGUGAACGUUUGAAUAUUUUUCCUAAUGGAUAUGCUAGUAAGGGCGCUUUUAUGCCUCCUCCUAUUUUGGUUUUGCUACGUAAGUCAGAUCACUGAUUCUACAAAGAAUCCUUCAUUCUGGUCCACAUACAUUGGAAUCAUAUUAAUGUGCUUAUGUAGCCUAAAAUUGCAAAUUCUAACAUUUGAAGAUUGGAUUAAAUGCGACUUACAGAAAAAAAACUUCUCGAAAUUUUCGAAAUCUACCUUUAAUAUGAAGAACUUGGCUGAAGCUAAGGAUCGCGGCAAUUCGGUAAUAGACGUAAAAAAAGAGUUCUACGAGGAAGUUUUUGAAAGUUUGUCAGACUUGCGUUCGGGAAUAUUGAAGAGCCCAAUGAUCUGGUGUGAACCGUGUAUCUAUGCAGUUAUUGAAUCUGAUCACGAUGAAAUGCUGAGUUCAGAUUCUUCAUAUAUCAGUGAGAGCAGCAGCCAGGAUUUCUCUCCUCCACCAACAGAGGUUAGUACGCAGGUGGGUUCAGAGGCUAAUGGAGUGUCACAAAUCCAACCGUCGUGCGCGAGUGAUCUACAUGGAGAACCUAACCAAGCUUCCAACGGUGCAUUUGCAGCGACUAUAGGGGCAUCUUCUGGGAGUGACAAGGGGGUUCCUCCUGGAGAAACGGUGUGUUUGACCGAGGCAGAGAAAGUAAAAUCUGGUUCGGACCAAUUGCCGCCUAAACUCCUUGCCAUCUCCGAAGCUAGUGGAGGAAAAACGAAAAUGACAACGAGCUGUACAUUGAUGAAAACUGGCUUGACGAAACCAUCGUAUGGGAAUUCUUCGUCAUCGAUUGGGAUUUCAACGUUGGAUAAAGCGAGCACGAAGCCAGUGAAUAUGCAAACAACCAAAGCUCCUCGAACGAUAACGUCAGGAGCGAAUGUUCAAAGAUCUGCGUCAUGCUUGACCAAAAGUGGCGUAGUUGCGGGUGCUGCCAUGAAAAGUUCCACAACUGCCUCGGAUCUGAGACCCCACACAGCCAUUAGAAAUGCAAGGCCAGGUUCUGUCAAGCCCUCGGCACCAGGACUUGGUUCUGCAAAGCCCUCGGCAUCAGGGCUGGGUUCUGCAAAGCCCUCGGCAUCAGGGCUGGGUUCUGCAAAGCCCUCGGGAUCAGGGCUGGGUUCUGCGAAGCCCUCGGCGUCGGGCCUGGGUUCUGCGAAGCCCUCGGCGUCGGGCCUGGGUUCUGCGAAGCCCGCGGCGUCGGGCCUGGGGUCUGCGAAGCCCUCGGCGUCGGGACUGGGUUCUGCGAAGCCCUCGGCGUCGGGACUGGGUUCUGCGAAGCCCUCGGCGUCGGGGCUGGGUUCUGCGAAGCCCUCGGCGUCGGGGCUGGGUUCUGCGAAGCCCUCGACGUCGGGAGUGGGUUCUGCGAAGCCGUCGACGUCGGGAGUGGGUUCUGCGAAGCCGUCGACGUCGGGAGUGGGUUCUGCGAAGCCGUCGACGUCGGGAAUGGGUUCAGCGAGGACCUCUGGGUUGGGAAUGGGUUCUACGAGGACCUCUGGGUUCGGUCCGGGUUCUGCGAAGACCUCUGCGUCGGGACCGGGUUCUGCAAAGACCUCUGCGUCGGGACCGGGUUCUGCAAAGCCCUCUGCGUCGGGACCUGGUUCCGCGAAGCCCUCUGCGUCGGGACCGGGUUCUGCAAUGACCUCUGCGUCGGGACCGGGUUCUGAAAAGACCUCUGCGUCGGAACCGGGUUCUGAAAAGACCUCUGCGUCGGGACCGGGUUCUGAAAAGACCUCUGCGUCGGGAGCUGGUUCCGCGAAGCCCUCUGCUUCGGGACCGGGUUCCGCGAAGCCCUCUGCUUCGGGACCGGGUUCCGCGAAGCUCUCGUCCAUCGUGACGUCAAAUAAAGGAAGUCCUGUUUCUCGAUUAGCAUCAAAGAAUCCAAUCGCCGAAGCAGUGUCUGCUGAAGGAAGCUUAGAAACUGUGAAGAAACUAGCGCUGAAAAGAACGUCUUGUACUGCGGCGGUUAAUUCAGUGGCUGGAACUUGUAGACCCUCUCCAGUUGGGAUACCUGGGCCGCAUGUUUCCGAUAAAACGGCCAAAGUUCUUGGUAAAGACAACCAAAGUCUGAGGCGGCUUUCGUAUAAUGCAGUGACGUACAGAUCCAAAAUUGGUACGAAGAAGACGAAAGAAUGUCCUGCCGAUGUGCGUCUGCUGCCGGAGUCUGAAACAAGAAAAGGGCUUACGCAGACUGGAAAGUCCAGCUGUUCGGAAGAUCGAGCUGUUGGGCUCGAUAUUACGUCAAGUGUUGGUCAUAUUCAGUCGAACGUUGCCAUAGAUGAUGUGACGUUGCUGCAAAUGAUAAUGAACAAGCAGAAACCAUGA